Molecule: messenger RNA, 5565 nt
Organism: Penicillium cinerascens
Lineage: Eukaryota; Fungi; Ascomycota; Eurotiomycetes; Eurotiales; Aspergillaceae
Product: ECM29 family proteasome component
Exons: 3
Coding region: 1-5565 (1854 amino acids)
Biological process (GO): proteasome assembly
Cellular component (GO): cytoplasm; nucleus
Molecular function (GO): molecular adaptor activity
Source: RefSeq, a predicted model, not a curated record
AUGGCGGACUCACCGAGCCCCGAGGCUCGCGAGUUGAGUCUGAUAGGCAAGGUGGAAUUCCGCAUCGCCAUGGCAGAUACUGAUGAAAAGCUUCAGUCGCUUCUUCAGAUGUAUCUGGCCCCUCUGUUGCUGAAACUUUCUUCGGAAAGUGUGGAUGUCCGCAACAAGGUCAUCUCGGUUUGCCAGCAUGUUAGCGCCCGUGUCAAAACCCCCUCGAUUCAAUUGCCAGUCGCGGCGUUGUUAAAGCAGUUCAAAGAGCAAAAGUCUCAGCUGGUUCGGCAUUUUGAUUUGAUCUACGCCCAGCAAGGAAUCGAUCGCCUUGGUUCUGAUGCCAGAGUCGAGAUUCUGCUGCCUUUGCUGCAGGGUAUCGCCGAGAUUGGAACGUCUGCCACUCAGGGAGCUAUUGUAUUCAACCUCGUGCUACGCUUACUGCCUCUUUUCAAGCUGCCGCCGAAGGGCAGCGAUGAAGACCAGAAGCUCAAGCAGCGCUUGGGCCUGUCCGACGAAGAUGCCCGGUUUUUGUCUUCGUGGCUGGGGAAGCUAUUACUCCUUUCACCCGCUCCUGCUGAAGCCCCAACAUGCCCAGGAUUGUCUCCAGAUGAGUACAAAUUUUUGAACAAAGGAGCGCCGGUCACCGAAACGUGGAAUCCUUCCUCUCCGGGCGGCUUGAACCUGACAGAGACCAAAGUCGUGGCUCUUCGCUUCCUCGGAAGCGGGGCUUUCCCGGAUUCUCAGCGAUUCUUGCCCUCGCUCAUUGCUGCUGCCGAUGCAAACUCUCGUCUUGCUGACCUGGGCGAUGAGACUCUGAAGCGAUUUGCAGUCGACCUCGAAGAUCCAACGGUGGUGGAACAAUUGUAUGAACUGUAUUUUGGCGCAGGACGGGCUGAUGGCGCGCCUCCGGUGCGUGCUCCAUUGCAAGUGAAGAUCUUGGGUUUCUUGGGAAAGUCUAUCAAGGCCACGGAAAACACCCAGAGAAUUUUCAAGCUUAUCGAAGAGGGUCUUCUUUCGGAUGUUGCAAGGUCAGCUCAGGGCCUACAGGCCUCUAAACUAAGAACGCAAAUAUUCACCUUCACCACCUGGGUUGUCCGCAUGGGCUCCCCGUCGGACCUCAAACAAAUUGCUCCUAAGCUGAUCGCAGGCCUGAGGGACUUUAUUCAGUCUCAGGGAUGGCCCAGUCCGGGUGCCAGUGGGCAGAAGCUGCCUGCAACAGACCUGAGCUUGCGUGGUCUUGCCUAUGAAAGUAUUGGUAUCAUGGUACCCAAGGUUGAUUUCCAGCUGCGUGAUGAAACAGGGGAGAACUUUGAGUUUGAUCUGGUUCGGUGGCUCUUUACCUCAUUAAGUUCCGAUGAUUCAAGUCCAGAGAUCUUUGUCAGUAUCGACCAGGCACUGGGAAGUAUUCUCAACUCCUCCCUAGACAGCCAUGACAAAGACUUCCAGGACCAGCUGCGUCCAUUCCUGGUCAGCCAGAUGGGCUUGCAUCCAGGAGAUAUUGACCCAGAUACUGGCUUCAACAUUGCCCGGGGUGUACAAUACGCUGCUGUGCGAUUUGCCAAUAGAUUUUUGCCCUAUAGCGAUGUGGUGGCUCGUUGGAUCGAUCUGAUGGCUAUUGCAAGAGGUCCUGAGAGACAAACGGAGAUCGUUGAGGAAGGCAAAAAAGGUCUUCAUCCCUACUGGUUCCGACUUCUCAAUCCCACCAAAGACCAGAAAUGGUCUGCUCCAGCAACUCAGGAGCGUGAUGAGACCUGGUUCAACUUCCCGAGCUUUGCUGAUGCAACCAAAUUCCUGCUUGGCCCGGGAGGUCAAGAUGAUAACUCGAUGGAUCAGACUUUUGCCGGGCCACAGCUUCUAUCAGGCCCGUACAAGAACGCAUUUGUGCCUGCCAUUGCGUUCCUUCGCAACGCCCUCCUCGAGGAAGCAUUUUCGGCGGCAGGUAUUUCUACCGAGAUGGAACAAGACUGGGACUACAAACUUGAAGUACACCUCUCAACUAGUGAACAAGCGCGGUCUGCCGUAAGACAGUAUAUCCGCAGCUCUGCUAAGGAACCCGUGUUUACGUUCCUGUCGGGUAUCCUCGACGGUCUUGUAAAGGAAGACCUUACUAAAUUGCGCCAAUGUGGUGUUCAUUUCAUGGAAAUCUGUUCAUUGGCACCCAACGAUGUGGUUGAGAAAUUGAUCUCUCGAGCUCAGUCUCUGACUCGGCCUAUCUUCAGCAACAAUCAAGAGAUGCAGGGCCUGGCUGCGCGGGCUUUUGGAAUACUAGUGUCCCAUCCGGCCUUUGCAGAGGUCCAGGUGAAGAGCUUCACAACCCAGCUGGCCGGUACCAUUGAGUCAUGGAACACCGCUAUUGGGGAGGCGGCGCUUCGAGUUCGCGGGGCGAUCCUCGCACUCUCUUAUCUACUGAGCAGGCUUGCAUAUCGCGGUUUGCUGAACAAGGUUCCCGAAGCGCAAGUGAAACAAUUCAUUGAGACUGUUUUGGAUAUCACUGAUGCUUCCCGGGAUACUCUUCUUGUGCGGACUGCAGAGGUGGCCAUUGGGCAACUCAGUCUAUCCGGUAUUCUUUCUCUUGAAACUCUCCCCGAAGAUGGCUGGAAGAAGAUUCUCAAGAAGCUUUCGAGCGAUGCCAAAUCUGAGAAUGAUAUCCCGAUCGCGUCUUUCGGUCUUUUGACGCUGACAUUUUCGAGGGCUCAGCCAAUGGCCCCUCUAUUCACCGAAUUCCUGAACUCUCUCUAUGGUUUGCAUGAAAUCAAGAGCCCCGAAGUUCAGUUCACUGUGGGUGAAGCUUUGAGCAACGUUGCUGUCGGAUGGGACUCUCGGGCCCUGAUUCAAGAGUUUGACGUAGACGCUGCGUUCCCCCGGUCAGAUGUGCCACGCACGGUGUUUGCGAAAGUGUGUGACAAGGUCAUCGCUGACUGCGUUGCACCCAAACCAUCACUUCGAAAAGCCUCCGCUAUCUGGCUUCUGUCGCUCGUCAAGAACUGUGGGCACCUGCAAGAGAUGCAGGAGCGCCUGCGCAAGUGUCAAGCCACAUUCUCUACACUUCUUGGAAACCGGGACGAAGUGGUGCAGGAGACCGGUGCCCAUGGUCUCAGCCUUGUAUACGAGAUUGGUGACCAGGCUCUGAAGGAUAGUCUUGUUCGUGACCUCGUGGACUCCUUCACGGCCACGGGAACCAACCUCGGAGGCGGCAAUGUCAAUGAAGAUACUCAGUUGUUUGAGCCCGGUGCACUACCUACGGGUGAAGGGCAGUCCGUCAAUACAUACAAGGAUAUUAUGAACCUGGCCGCAGAGGCGGGAGAUCCCACCCUUGUGUAUCGAUUCAUGUCUUUGGCCUCAAACAAUGCCCUCUGGAGCAACCGGGCCGCCUUUGGCCGAUUUGGCAUCAGCACCAUCUUCUCCGACUCCAGUGUGGAUGGCUAUCUGGCACAGAAUCCCAAGAUCUAUCCCAAACUCUUCCGAUACCGCUUCGAUCCCAAUCCCAAUGUACAGCGGUCCAUGAACACUAUCUGGCAGGCUCUCGUCCGGGACCCUACAGUGGUGGUUGACACCCAUUUCGACCAAAUUAUGGAGGAUCUACUCAAGAACAUGCUCGCCGGGCGCGAAUGGCGUAUGCGACAAGCAAGCUGUGCCGCCGUGGCAGAUCUGGUACAGGGUCGCCGCCCGGAGAAGUAUGCGCAGUAUCUGGAUGAGAUCUACAGCAAGGGUUUCAAACUCCUAGACGAUAUUAAAGAGUCCGUGCGGGCGGCUGCCCUCAAGCUCUGCCAGACCAUUACUAACUCUGUGAUUCGCACGCUCGAGACGAGUGGCACGGAGAAGCGCGCGAGUGCUCUGCUCGGGAGCGCCAUUCCCUUCCUUCUCGGCGAGCAGGGAUUGGACUCGAGUGUGGAGGAGGUGCGGGGAUACGCCAUCGGGGCACUCGUUCAGAUCAUCAAAAAGAGCCCCGGUACGAAGCUGCGCCCCUUCGUCCCCACCAUCCUCGAGAAGUUCCUGGGCUCGCUCAGCUCUCUCGAGCCGCAGGCCGUCAACUACGUCCAUCUCAAUGCCGACAAAUACGGUCUUACCGGUCAAGAAAUCGACAAGAUGCGUCUGUCCAGCAUCCGCACGUCCCCCAUGAUGGAGGUGAUCGAGCGGUAUCUGAUCGAUCAUCUGGACGAGACCAACCUCGAGGAACUGGCACGGAAACUAGAGGACGUGCUUCGCUCGGCGGUGGGCCUCCCAUCGAAGGUGGGCUGCAGCCGGGUUCUGGUACUGCUGAGCAUGAAAACUCUCCUCUUUCGGCCGUAUGCGGACCGGUUCAUUCAGCUGCUCAGCAAAUACGUGGUGGACCGCAACGAGACCGUGAGUGCGUCAUAUUGUACCUCGAUGGGGUAUCUCAUGCGACUAGCGUCGGACGAUCGGGUUUUGAAAACGAUCGAUUAUGCCAAGAGCCUUUAUCUAAACUCCGACGAUGCUUCCACUCGGGCCAUCUCCGCGGAAAUACUGUACGCGUCGAGCAAGCUCUCGAAUGACCGGUUCAUGGCAUUUGCCACCGCAGCUUUACCCUUUGUGUUUGUGUGUAAGCAUGAUGCCGACGACCACGUGAAGGAAGAGUUUGACAAAACGUGGCAAGACAAUGUGGGAGGCAACCGGGCAGUGACACUUUACAUCCGGGAGAUCGUGGGGCUCGUAUCCGACAACCUGGACUCGGCGCGGUGGGCCAUCAAACACACGGCCGCCCGCGCGAUAGCUCAGGCGGUGGUAUCACUUGAAACGGGGAUCGAUCUCCCCACCUCCCAAUUGGUCUGGCCGGUAUUGGAAAAGGCGUUAUCUGGCAAGACGUGGGAAGGAAAGGAAGUGGUGCUGACCGCGCUGGUCAAGUUCGCGGGCUCCGCUCAGGCGUUGUGGACAGCGCGACCAGACUUGAGUGAGCUGAUGAAGACCAUUGCCGUCCGCGAAGCGAAGCGAACUAACGCAUUGUAUCGACCGCAUGGACUACGCGCCCUGGGGCAAAUAGCCCUGGCUCGUCAGGUGAACUUCAUGCCUGACGCAAUACGAAUCGUCCCGCCCGUAUUAGAGGAAGUGAUCGAGGAUGAGAAAGAGGGGAACGGGAUGGAGAUCGACUCCGGGAAUGGGCGAGACUCGGCAGACACCCUUGCGGCCGGUGUGCAGUGUCUGCUGCAAUGCUUGAACCCCGCCACGGCCGAUUCGGGCGACGUGUUGGGUAGAUACAUACGACAGGUGAUCGAUCCGUUAGACCAAGCCUUGACCCACGGGGGCAGACAGGUCGUCAACACGGUGUACGAAGAGCUCCAAGCGUUCAUCGGUAGAGUGGAUCAGUGGACAGGGCCCGGUGAACAGGUCCUGGCGGCGCCCAUGGCGGAUCUGGCGCAGCUGCUCACCCGGGAACGCAACGACGUCGAGACGGUUCGCAAGGGACGCGCGGAGGCGAUCUUGGCGUUCCUGAAACUGCGACCGGCAGUACGGACGGUGCCAGACACCUUGGGGGGAAGUGUGCGAGUGUGGAGGACCGGCGAGAGAUCCGUGGUGGUCCAGCGCAUCCUCGACGAGGCGCUGGGGCUGGUCGCAUGA